GUAGCAAAGCAAGAACGAGCACCAUAAAUGGAACCAUAAAUUUUCCUUCAGUGACUACAGCGCAAUAUCUUUGAACCCUUUCGUCUGUCUUCGGCACUUUCCGUUAGACGAAGAAGGGAAAACCCCCUCUUAUUCUUGUUCCCCCCCAUACCAGAAUACAUCGGUUAUUAUUAAUAGAACGGUCUCAAGUAAAGAUAUUUUUUUUCUUUCCUCUCUUGCAGGUACAUGUGGCGUUAUCUGUUUACUGAUUUCUUGGAAUACGUCAGUGAAUCCUUGGCCGAAGAAGGAACCGGGUCAGACGAUGUCAAUGGUAACAGCAGCAACGACAACAACAACAGCCACAAUGGCAUCGGUGAUAGGGACGGUGGAGGUGGUCGUGGCGGAGAAGUAAAAUACAAAGAAGAAAAUAACUUUGAAGAGGAGGAGGUGGAUGAGGAGGAGGAUGAGGAGGAAGUUGAAGGUAAUGAUGUGGAUGAAAGAAGAAGCACUUAUUACUCUGAGGAUGAUGAGGAACUCUUGGAAGGUUGGUCAGCGAUCCCCGACAUAAUUCUUGAAGAUAUUUUGUCCCUGCUUUCUCCAAAACACCGGCACCAGUGUUCCAUGGUCAGUCGACGCUGGUACAGAUAUUUUUACUCAUCCAGGGUAUGGGAGACGUUUACUCUCAAUGAUCGAUCUUUCACUCGGAAGAAAUUUAAUUUGUAUUUAGGUUACCAACAUGAGAGUGAUCCCAGGAAGGUGCAGCUGUGUUUGGCCCGGGUUGGUUCUUUCUUCAAAACCAUCAUCAUCCCACCCAUCAAAGAUUACUUCAACUUGUAUGAGUUUCUGCGAGUUUUGGGUUACUUCCUCAACUUCUUCGACAACUAUCCAAUGCCGCACCUUAAAACUUUUCAUUUCACCUUCCACUGCGAGUUUUGGGAACACAGUGGAGUCAGCAUCCACGGAACCGGUGGAGACAUUCUGGACAAGAUGAAGAAGGUGAUUGGCAGUAUGAAGAAUAUGAAGGAGAUUCAUUUGGCCAAUCUGAUGCUGGACAUGAAAGAUGCCACUAACUUCAUCGACCCGAUCUACACAGUGAGUGGAGAUUCACUGCAGAUACUGAGUUUGGUUAAUUGCACUAAUGACGUUUUCCCAUUCCCAAUGAUUGCGCAGAUGUCCGCACUGCAGAAGCUGGUCAUCUCAUCGAAUAACAUUGAUGAUGAGAGCGUCCUGUUGUUUGCUGGGACACAGCUGACUGAGAUCCAAAUUGUCGAAGACCAUCUCACACCAUCCAGCGUACCAAUCUCACCAGUGACAUGGAGCUUCUUGCUUGAGAUGAUCCCUUAUAUCCGAGUGGUACUGAGGACGCUUGGCCGACUUAGGCGAGACAUGAUGCAGCAGCCUGGGGCACCCGUGUACUCAGUCAUCCAUGAGAAUCCACGCAGCCAGUUAAGGCCAGCUGUUGCCAUGCAAAUCGCAGACCUGUAUCAUAAAAACCUUGAGCUCUUUGCUCAACUGAAGUUGCCCCGAGUACAUGGCUCACGUUCGUUCACUGAACGGAUUGAUUCUAACCUGCUGAUGAUGGUCAAGAGUUGUCCAAAACUGCACACACUAAUCAUCAAAGAAAGACUUUCCACAGCCUCUCUUCUCCUUUUGGUCCACGAAGCAAAGAACCUCAAGAAACUCUAUGUUCGUAAGAACGCUUUGCUACGAAAGUAUGAUUGGCCUCGGUUGCCUGAGUGGUCAGACAGCUUUUACAGAUGGCUGAAACGAACUUCGUAUGACAUAAACUCUCUUGAAGACUACAUAUCUGGUGUCCUAGAUUACCGAUGGCACCCCUUAACUGAUAAACAAUUUAAGCUUUUGUCUUUGAGGUAGCAAAAGCUUCACCUCACCCCCGUCCUCCUUCCCAAACUUCCAAAUAAAAAUAGAUAUAUAUUUAUGUAAAUAAAAUCUCAUUUUUAUAUAUUA
This is a messenger RNA of Octopus sinensis (East Asian common octopus), 1947 nucleotides long. RefSeq lists its product as uncharacterized. The coding region runs from base 226 to 1854 and encodes 542 amino acids. Gene Ontology annotation, molecular function: protein binding. The transcript is spliced from 3 exons. The record is from RefSeq and is a predicted model, not a curated record. Lineage: Eukaryota; Metazoa; Mollusca; Cephalopoda; Octopoda; Octopodidae.